CCGCUGCCCUUCGCCCCGGGGCGGGGCUGCCCGGUGCCCGCAGCCCGGGAGGGGCCGGCCCGGUCCGGCGGCACCUGCGGCUCCUGCGGCGGGCGGAGAUGGCCCGGCCGGUGGCACUGCCCCCCCGGGACCGGAACCGGGACCGGCCCCGGCACAGCUACGAGGGCUUCGUGGAGAAGCGGGGGCCACGGGACCAGGUGGGCGGGCACCCCCCGGGACCGACCCCGGCACCCCGGGACCGACCCACCACCCCGGUCCCCUCCGCCGCCCGGGGCGUCCCCGCGGAGCCCGGGGUGCCGGUGCCCCGGUGCCUCCCCGCAGCCCCCGGUGCCGGAGCUGAGUCCCGCCCCCCCCCCCCCGCAGGGCUCCCGGAGGGUCUGGGCCGGGCUGCGGGGGCUCGCGCUCGCCUUCUACGGGGGGCCCCGGGACUGCGAGCCCCUGGAGGUGCUGGACCUGGGCGAGCUGGUGGCCGUGCGGGCUGAGGGCGGGGGCCUCGUCCUCAGGCUGAGGGGACAGGAGGUGACACUGAAGGCGGAGAGCCAGGAGGCGCAGGAGAUGUGGUGGGGAUUCAUCCUGACCAUGGCAGAGCUGAAGGUGCCCACGGACCUGGCGCUGCUGCCCGGCCGCGUCUUCCGGCUCUCGGAGGCCCUGUGCCAGGAGCGGGACCGCAGGGCCACCCCUGGGUCCCCCCCGGCCCCCCCGAGCCACCACCGCCCCUGUGAGUUGGGUGGGGUCCCCCCCUGCUUCUUCGAGGUGACGCGCCUGGAGGCCGAGCGGCUGCUGGAGCGGGGCGCGGGUGGGGGGAACAUGGUGCUGCGCCCCGGGGGGCACGGCCGGGGCAUCUCCGUCACCACGUGCCAGGAGCUGAACGGCGCGGUCCUGCUGAAGCACUACAGGGUGAACCGCGUGGACCGGGGCUACGUCAUCGAUGUGGACACGCCGCAUCGCUGCUCCUCGCUGGCCCAGGUGGUGCGGUCCUUCGUGGAGAGCAGCAAGGGCAGCCUGCGGCCCCUGCACCCCGACUGCAGCCCGCGGCUCGGGGGGCUACAGGGGGGGCUACGGGAGUUGGUGGAGACGGAUGGCACGAACGGGGAGGAGACCCGGGGGGGGGAGCAGACCUACGUGACCGAGCAGGGUGAGCGAGACCCCCAGAGCUCAGCGCCCCGUCCCGCCGCCCGCCGAGCCCUGCUGCCACCCCACGACCGCGGUGAGUGGGGGGGGGGGGGCAGGGUGGUCCCUCUGGGGUCACUGGCGGGGGGGGGGCCGGACCCCCGGGUCCCCUGCAGGCGGUCACCUCCCCCCCGCGCCGCGGGCAUGGCGGAGGAGCUCGCCAAGAAGCUGCAGCUGCGCCGAGCUCUCAUCGAGGACUGACGGGUGCCAGCGCGGGGGGGGGGACACCCAGCUGCCCCCCCACUUUGUGCCAGGAACCAGCUGGGGCAGCAGUGCCCCCCCUCCCCGGGACAAAGCCGCCCCCAGGCCCCCCCCCCCCCCCCCGAUCCCAGCACCCCCCUAGGGCUGGGGGGGCACUGGGGAGGGGGGUGCAGUGGCACAGCCUGGGGAGGGGGGGCCAGCUGCAGAACCCCAACCCGCAUAUUUGGGGGGGGCAUCGCCCCAGGCACCAUCCCGA
This is a messenger RNA of Grus americana (Whooping crane), 1627 nucleotides long. RefSeq names its product signal transducing adaptor family member 2 (gene STAP2). Lineage: Eukaryota; Metazoa; Chordata; Aves; Gruiformes; Gruidae. The annotation marks the transcript as partial. The record is from RefSeq and is a predicted model, not a curated record. Gene Ontology annotation, molecular function: signaling adaptor activity. The transcript has 10 exons.